Molecule: messenger RNA, 1151 nt
Organism: Dalotia coriaria
Lineage: Eukaryota; Metazoa; Arthropoda; Insecta; Coleoptera; Staphylinidae
Product: carbonyl reductase [NADPH] 1-like
Exons: 3
Coding region: 137-988 (283 amino acids)
Molecular function (GO): carbonyl reductase (NADPH) activity
Source: RefSeq, a predicted model, not a curated record
AGAUAUUUCGGAUAAGUUUAUCUUUUUGUUCCAAUGACAGAACACGCCAUUUCUAAUCAACGUUCAAUAAAUGCUACGUAAACGUUAAAAUUUUGUACAUUUUGAGGUUACACCGAGAUUCACAGUUCGCAGCAAAAUGCCGUCCGAUAAAAAACUAGCAAUUGUUACUGGUAGCAACAAGGGCAUUGGCUAUGCAAUUGUCCAGGGCCUAUGCGAGAAAUUCGACGGUGAUGUGAUGCUCACCUCGCGUGAUGAGGGCCGAGGCAGGGAAGCUGUCGAAAAACUAACUAAAUUGGGUUUCAAGCCAGUUUUUCACAAGUUGGACAUUCUCACCAGGGAUAGUAUUCAGUCUUUGGCCAGGUUCAUCAAGGAAAACUAUGAGGGAAUUGAUAUUUUGGUGAAUAAUGCAGCAAUUGCCUUCAAACAUGAUGCAACUGAGCCAUUUGCUGUCCAAGCUGAGCAAACCCUGGAAACAAAUUACUUUGCCCUUGUGAAAGUUUGCCAAGAAUUAUUCCCCCUGCUGAAAACUAAUGCCAGGGUGGUGAAUAUUUCAAGUUCUUGCGGCCAUUUGUCCAAGAUUCCAUCACCGGAAUUGAAAACAAAAUUCAGCGCAGAUUCUUUAACUGUUGAGCAGCUGAAUGACUUGAUGUCUCAAUUUGUGGAUGCUUCAAAGGAGGGCAAGAAUGAUGAGUUGGGAUGGGGCAAGUCUGCAUACAAUGUCUCCAAAGUCGGUGUGAGUGCACUGAGCCGCGUGCAGCAGCGCAUUUUUGAAAACUCGCAACCAGAGAAGAACAUUGCAGUGAACAGUGUUCAUCCAGGAUACGUUGAUACCGACAUGACCAGCCACAAAGGACCAUUGACCAUUGAAGAGGGAGCUAGUGCACCUUUAUAUUUGGCUAUUGGUAAACACAACCACAAGGGGCAAUAUGUCUGGAGGGAUUCUACUGUUUGGGACUGGAUGGCUGAUGGUACACCUGCUCCUGUAUAAAUUCCGUUAAGUUGAUUUUUGGCUUGUUGAAAAAUAUUUGAUGGACAAAUCAGUGUAUUAAAAGUAUCGAUUAUUACUGUUAUUCAUAUUCCACUACAAUUGUGUUUACUGCACACUUAUUUUUCUGUGCUAAGGCAGUGAAUAAAAAAGAUUAAAAACUUAA